AGCCGGUUUGGCCCAAGGUUCCAGUCCUUGUCAGGUUUUGCUGCAUACCGAACUUGUAAUCGGCCUGUGGCGCCGACAGGGCCACCUUCACCUUGCUGAUACGACGCGAUGAGUUUGCUUCGCGUGCUGAUUGUCUCUCUCCUGACGGUGACCACCCAGCUGAGCGUGCGCUCGGACGGAGACGGUGCGGGUGCGGAUGACAAGGUGGACUCUCUCGUGUAUGAGUUCGGGGGGUUCUUCGAGUUCGUCGGGCAGGUUAGCGAUGCUCCUGCUGCUCCUGGCGAGCAGGCGGCGCAGCAGCAGCUCGUCGGGCACGACCGCAAGAGCGACGAGGCCUGGCCAGUGGGGUCGUGGCACGCUCCACUUCGGUCGAACGAAACCUACCCAGGGAAGGCGAACUGGCCGUUGUUCGACACGCCGCAGUGCUCCGCCGACGACAUGACGGUCAUCAACUACUGGGCGCUGAAGCAGGCGAAGAAGACGCUCCCGCAGGCCGCCCGCGCGGGGGACUUCAAGACGGGGUCCUGCUACAAAACGUUUACGACCGACUGGUGGUUCGGGAUCUCGCAGUGGGUGUCGUGCUACCAGGAGUUCUACAACGUCUCCACACCGUGCGCCACCUGCAUAGGUAGCGUCUACAACAUGGCCAAGUACAACAUGUCCGAGAACUGCUACAACCUCUGCAAAGGCCGCCCGUCGAGGAGGGACGGCUCCCACUGGUGCUGGGAGGACUGCCAGCAGUGCAUGUGGUACGUCGGGCGGAAGCUGUCGGACUGCUACGGUGAGCCCUACGACAUGACGUGCCGCUAUGGCAAGGAGCUUGGCAAGGAGGGGUACUUCGAGAAGAACGGCAUCGACCCCAAGCGAUGAGAAGAGCGUGUCGGCUGUUUGGGGCCAGCAUCCUCGCGCUGUCCAGUUGUGUUCCCCCUUGCUGCGUUUGGCUGUAAGGGAACUUGCGCGUAGGCAAUCAGUUUCCGCUGACUUGCGUCUGCCACAUGAAUGUGUAUCUAUAUGUAC
This is a messenger RNA of Prorocentrum cordatum, 1017 nucleotides long. NCBI's taxonomy places the organism in Eukaryota, Dinophyceae, Prorocentrales, Prorocentraceae. The record is from the annotation of a GenBank genome assembly.